Eriocheir sinensis (Chinese mitten crab) is the source of this 891-nucleotide messenger RNA. RefSeq names its product germ cell nuclear acidic protein-like. The transcript has 2 exons. The record is from RefSeq and is a predicted model, not a curated record. Lineage: Eukaryota; Metazoa; Arthropoda; Malacostraca; Decapoda; Varunidae. Bases 1 to 891 code for a protein of 296 amino acids.
AUGACUGGAAGAGAAGCAAAGGUGGCAGCGCCUGACUCGGCCACGGACGUGCCACAGCUGUCAGAUCUGAGCACAAACGAGGCAGAGUUGCCAGAUCUCGCCACAGAUGAGACAAAGUUGCCAGAUUUAGCCACAAAGGAGACAGAGCUGCCAGAUCUUGCCACGGAUGAAACAGACUUGCCAGAUUUAGCCACAAAGGAGACAGAGCUGCCAGAUCUUGCCACGGAUGAAACAGACUUGACAGAUUUGAAAACGGUCGAAUAUGAGUUGCCAGAUCUCGCCACGGACGAGAAAGAAUUGUCAGAUCUCGCCACGGACGAGAAAGAGUUGCCAGAUCUCGCUAUGGACGAGAAAGAGUUGCCAGAUCUCGCCAUGGACGAGAAAGAGUUGCCAGAUCUCGCCACGGAUGAAACAGACUUGCCAGAUCUGGCCACGGACGAAACAGAGUUGCCAGAUUUGGUAACGGUUGAAGAAGAGUUGCCGGAUUUGGCAACGGUUGAAGAAGAGUUGUCAGAUUUGGUAACGGUUGAAGAAGAGUUGCCGGAUUUGGCAACGGUUGAAAAAGAGUUGCCAGAUUUGACAACGGUCGAAGAAGAGUUGCCAGAUUUGGUAACGGUUGAAGAAGAGUUGCCAGAUUUGGUAACAGUUGAAGAAGAGUUGCCAGAUUUAGUUUUAGUCGAAGAAGAAUUGCCAGAUUUGGCAACGGUUGAGGCAGAGUUGCCAGAAGAGGGGCCGCGGGAGAGCUGGGGGUCAGGGAUACGGUCCAGGAAGGUCAGGGUCACGGGGGAGCGCGGUCAAAGGGCGGCAAAGGACGGCGACGAGGCAAGAAAGAGGAACGAGGUCAAGACGAGAAGAAAGAAGAAAGAGGCACAGUGGGAGGUAAAGAAGUAG